Molecule: messenger RNA, 1327 nt
Organism: Neopsephotus bourkii (Bourke's parrot)
Lineage: Eukaryota; Metazoa; Chordata; Aves; Psittaciformes; Psittacidae
Exons: 2
Source: RefSeq, a predicted model, not a curated record
AUGGCGCAGCCCCGACGAGGACCCUCCCGCUCCGGCCCCCCCCAUCCCAACCCCCCCUCACCCCAUGGGGAUACCGAGGCCUCCGCUGCCCCCCCGGGGCUUCACUGCCAGGGGCGGGGCCCCCUGCGCCCGUCCCGGGGGGCGGGGGGGAGCGGGGGGGCGUGGCCGGAAGCGGCCGGGGACCACGCCCAAUCGGUGCGGGGGGUGUGGGAGGAGCUUCAGCUGCGGCUCCGCCUUCCUGGAGCAGCACCGGAAGCACGGGCGGGAGCGGAGCCACGUGGGGGAGCGGAGGGGACCAAUGGGAGCCGACUGCAGAGCGGGGAGGUGUGCGGGAAGAGCUUCGCCAGGAGCGGGGCGCUGCGGGAGCACUGCAGGAGCCACGGGGGCGGGGCCAAUGGGAAUGAGGGCGGAGCCAUUGGGAACGGGGGCGGAGCCAUUGGGAAUGGGACCGGAUCCAUUGGGAAUGGGACCGGAGCCGUCGGGAAUGGGACCGGAGCCAUUGGGAAUGGGACCGGAGGCAUCGGGAAUGGGACCGGAGCCAUUGGGAAUGGGACCGGAGGCAUCGGGAAUGGGACCGGAGCCAUUGGGAAUGGGACCGGAGGCAUCGGGAAUGGGACCGGAGCCAUUGGGAAUGGGACCGGAGGCAUCGGGAAUGGGACCGGAGCCAAUGGGAAUGGGACUGGAGGCGUCGGGAAUGGGACCGGAGCCGUCGGGAAUGGGGAUGGAGGCAUCGGGAAUGGGACCGGAGCCAUUGGGAAUGGGACCGGAGGCAUUGGGAAUGGGACCGGAGCCAUUGGGAAUGGGACCGGAGCCAUCGGGAAUGGGACCGGAGCCAUUGGGAAUGGGACCGGAGGCAUCGGGAAUGGGACCGGAGCCAUCGGGAAUGGGGAUGGAGGCAUCGGGAAUGGGACCAGAGCCAAUGGGAAUGGGACCGGAUCCAUUGGGAAUGGGACCGGAGCCGUUGGGAAUGGGACCGGAGGCAUCGGGAAUGGGACCGGAUCCAUGGGGAAUGGGACCGGAGGCGUCGGGAAUGGGACCGGAUCCAUUGGGAAUGGGGCUGGAUCCAUUGGGAAUGGGACCGGAGGCAUCGGGAAUGGGACCGGAGGCAUCGGGAAUGGGACCGGAGGCGUCGGGAAUGGGACCGGAUCCAUUGGGAAUGGGGCUGGAUCCAUUGGGAAUGGGACCGGAGGCAUCGGGAAUGGGACCGGAUCCAUCGGGAAUGGGACCAGAGCCGUCGGGAAUGGAGCCCGGAGGAGCUGGAGCUGCCGGGAGUGCGGGAAAGGAGCGGAGGAGCGGAGCGGGAAGAGGAGGGAGAGCGGGGGUGGAG